Molecule: messenger RNA, 1536 nt
Organism: Chara braunii
Lineage: Eukaryota; Viridiplantae; Streptophyta; Charophyceae; Charales; Characeae
Source: the annotation of a GenBank genome assembly
UUACGAAUUUGCUGAAAAAGGAUCAGUUGUUGAUGUGGACGCCAGAGUGUGAUCAAGCGUUCUCGAAACUCAAGGCAACCCUCAUUUCGGCUCCGAUCCUUAUAAGACCAGAUCCUGCGAAGCCUUUUGUCCUUAUCACGGACUGGCAGCUGGAGGCAAUCUCAGCGAUCUUGGCUCAGGUGGGACCUGGCGGAGUCGAAUGCGUGGUAGAAUACGCGUCUAAGUCGGUGCCUGCCUGCAAACGCAACUACGCCGCCCCGACAGGAGAAUGUUACGCGACUCUGUGGGGAAUCAGUCACUUUCGAGCCUAUUUGUAUGGACGGAAGUUCGCACUAGUCACCGAUCAUGAGCCAUUAUUAGCCCUGAAGAAAUCUAAGGAUUACUCGGGUAUGAUCGGGAGGUGGGCAACUGUGCUACAGAGCAUGGACUUUGACAUUCGUCAUCGGAAGCACGAGAGGCACGGGAAUGCUGACGGAUUGACACGACUGCACAGACCCGAGAAGGUCCUCAAGAGCGAGGAGGUGAUUCCUUGGAACGAGCCGAAGGAGGAGAGCGGACCACGGUACAGACAAGUGACGUGGACGCGGACCAGCGAGCAUCUUGCGUGCAUCAAGAACCUGGAGCUGUUGCUCCUGCAGGCUUGGAGAACGGACGUGGAAGGUGAUCUUCUCGGUUUCCUCUUCGGAUCGGUGCGGCCAGACCAUCGCCAGCCAAUUACUCAAGAACUCGUCGUCCUGUUCGCGCAACUGGUUGAUGAUCUUUCCCUCGACAUCGUUUCGCAAAGCGACGACAGUCCCGCUCCGCACGUCAUCACGCAGACAUUAGCACCGUAUCUUCAGUGGACUGCUUGCUUAGAAGAACCCGAGAGUGAAAGCACUCUGCCAUCGCGGCAGGAGUACUUGAAGCCGUACGGGAUCAUCGAUCACACCUUCUAUCCGAAGGAAGAACCUAAGGAGGUGCUUGAAGGAGGAGUAGAAGCCACCGAAGAAGAGGGUGACACCGACGAAGAAAUGUCGAAGGAGGGAAGUUAUAGUGAGUACGGCGAAGGGGAGCCGAGUGAAGAAGAGGAGGAGGUAGAAGAAGAAGAAGAAGACGAAGAGGAGGAAGCGGGAUCGGAGUGGGAGGCCUUGCCGGAAGCAGCGGCGUGCACAUGCACGGAGGCGGAAGAUCCCGAAGCAGCACGUAGAAGGGAAGAGAUCGCCGCCGGGAAAAGCCAGCUGGAAUUCGCCAGCGGGGCGAGCCUGCGCAUCAACGACGACCCAACCAGGAAUCUAGAUCCCCCCGAGCCCGAAGUUGGCGGAUCAGCAACCGCGGCUCCGAGCGCAUCGCAACGGAGACGGAGCCGAUCCCCCUCCCCCUCCACCCCAACCCGUCCCCCAGUUCGUCCACGCACCGAUGCGGGGAAUCGGCCUUUGUCCCCGGUCAUUAUUCCACCGUUCCCUUGAUUACCUCACCCUUUGCCAGAUCUUUACCCCUGUCACCUUCCCUCGCAAACCCUUUCUUCCCAAUACCUUCCGUCACUUUUACUCCACCCGU